Molecule: messenger RNA, 1761 nt
Organism: Neolamprologus brichardi
Lineage: Eukaryota; Metazoa; Chordata; Actinopteri; Cichliformes; Cichlidae
Source: RefSeq, a predicted model, not a curated record
AGUCACAAAGCUGCUGCUGCUGAUGAAGAUGAAGGUGUGGGUGCUGCUCCUCGUCCUGUCCUCAGUCCUCUGUGUCUCUGCUGAUUCUCUGCAUGGCGACAACUGGAUCAGCGGAUGUUCAGAUACCGAUGGCGAGGCCGUGAGGAUACUUGAUGAUGAGGCGGUCUGGUACGCCGACUUUAACAAACAGAAAGGAAUCUAUCCUCUGCCCCCCUUUGUAGACCCCAUUACCUUUCCAGGUCAAUAUGAACAAGCUGUGGCUGAUCAACAGGUCUGCAGACAAAACCUGAAGACGAUUCGUCAGGCUAUGAAGGACGUCCCCAAAGAACUGGAUCCUCCUUCCAGCCUGAUCAUCUACACAGUACUAAAUGUGGAGCUCAGAGUCCAAAACACUCUGAUCUGUCACGUGACUGGUUUCUAUCCUGCUCCCGUCAACAUCACCUGGACCAAAAACGAGCAGAAGGUCACAGAAGGAGCGAACACCAGCGUUCCCUUCCCCAACAAAGAUGGUUCCUUCAAACAGACGUCCAGGCUGGACUUCAUCCCAAAGCAGGGAGACGUCUACAGUUGCACCGUGGAACAUGUGGCCCUGAUACAACCAAUGACCAAAUUCUACGCUGUGGAGAACACUGAUCUCAUUCUUGGACCUGCCAUGUUUUGUGGAGUGGGUCUGACUGUCGGUGUCCUCGGUGUGGCAGCAGGAAUCUUCUUACUCAUCAGAGGAACCGAGUCUGGAGAGAAGAUCUCCUGUAUGGUGGAGCACGCCAGCCUGGAGGAACCACUGAUUAUUAACUGGGUCCCGCCCAUGCCUGAAACAGAGAGACUGAUCAUCGUUGGAGUCGUAGGACUGAUCCUGGGUCUGAUCUUGUUUCUGGCUGGAGUCAUCUACAGGAGGAAAAGUGGAGAUACAUCUUUGGUUCACAGGUUCGGUGAGAAACAGGCAGAGGACUGGAACAAAGAUGCUGCAGCUCUGAGCUUGUGGAGACCUCAGAAGGAGAUGUUCUUCAAACCCGACUCUGAGCUCUGCUUCACAAAUGUUCUGCCUAAGUCAGUGAUGCCAUUGGUCAGGCUUCACUCCAUGACGCCCCCUGGUGGCCGUCAUCCUGCCUUGGCGCUCUGCAGAGUCUACGACUUCUUCCCCAAGCAGCUCAAAACCAGGUGUUGCUGCAGGCUGCUUUGAUUUAUCCUCAUGAUUUAUUUGAAUAGAUCAUAAAAGAUUUGUAAUCUUUGUGCCGGCACAUCUGCUGCUACACACCAGCAGACUGUGGGGACCAGUGUGGAGCUGUUGGUUAAAGCAACACAGGUCCUGUUCUAACGAUGAGCCGUCACCUUGUUUUCUCUGUCUGUGCCCCAGGACUGAUGCUGGUUCCCAGUAGUGGAUCCUGAUUGUAGACCUGGAGCUGGUUCUGCUUCUGUCUGACAGCUGGAAGCAAAAGCAGCAGCAGCUGGCAGCUCUGUGUUUGAUCCAGGCUGUUUGAGUCAGGCUGAAACUGGACUGUGGUGGAUCUACUGGAGCCUCAGUGGUGGAGUCAUCAUAUAGUGUGUGCAGAGUGUUCUCAGAGUCUUUACAGCUGUCUGACAGCAGGAACUGCUCAGGUGAGCUGCCUCCAGGAUGGACCUGGUCUGUGCUGGCCGGAGGACAGCGAGGUGUGUGCUGGGAAACUGAGUGUCUGAUUGCUGUGUUUGGAUGUAAGGCUGGAGGGGGCGGAGCUCUGUGGGUGUUUGUGUGUGUGACUUUCCAGUGUCAUCACACACACACAC